GGGCGGGGCUAAGCAAGUGACAGCACAGAGAAAACUUUGUUAGCUACCUGCUAACUCCAUCGUCUGUUUGGAAAUGUUACGAGCUUGAAGCAACACCGCGGAAACCCCCGAAAAUUUCCCUUUCUCCCAACAACUGGUGAGCCCUCUACGAAAAAAUGAUGAAUUGCAAAGGAGACGAUGAUGGAGAGUCCUGCAAACUGGCCGAUGCAGUUCUGAUGAACAGCAAAAGUCGCAUCAGUGAGCGAGUGCAACAGUUUGUGGAGGACAGGAUGCAGACCACCAUGCUCACAGGUGUACUGAUUGGAGCUGCAGUCGCUGUCUCUCUGAUUGGGAUUGUGGUGCUCUUCCUUUACAGGAGAUUCAAGCUUUCCCGUGAACAGCAGCCUGGUGUGCCUCACUAUCGCUUCAGGAAAAGAGAUAAAGUGCUCUUCUAUGGAAGGAAAAUAAUGCGAAAGGUCCAGACGCUGUCUUCCAUUCCUCCUCCCACCUCUACCUCAGUAUCAAAGCAACCACAGCGUAUACGGAAAAGAACCAAAGUUCUAAGCAUAGCUCGCAAAAUCCUUAGGAUCCGUAAAGAUCCUCCCACCCUGCAGCCCAAGGAACCUCCGCCCUCCCUGCUGGAGGCUGACCUAACAGAAUUUGAUGUGCAGAGUUCAAACCUGCCCUCUGAGGUCCUUUAUAUGCUGAAGAAUGUCAGGGUCUUGGGUCAUUUUGACAAGCCCCUGUUUCUAGAGCUGUGCCGCCACAUGGUGUUGAUUGAGCUGCAGGAAGGUGAAGGCCUGUUCAGGCCAGGAGAUGAUGACGAUAGCAUCUACGUGGUCCAAGAUGGACAACUCGAGCUCUGUAUCCAGGAGAAUGAUGGCACAGAACCAGUGGUGAAGGACGUGCACCCAGGGGACAGUGUCCACAGUCUGCUCAGUAUUCUGGACAUCAUCACUGGUUAUCCAGCUCCAUAUAAGACUGUACUGGCACGGGCUGCAACUCGCUCCACCAUCUUACGUUUACCUGCAUCAGCCUUUGAGUCUGUGUUUAAGAAAUACCCAGAGACACUUGUUCGUGUCAUCCAGAUAAUCAUGGUGCGCCUCCAAAGAGUCACCUUCUUGGCGUUACAUAACUAUCUGGGCCUAACCACUGAGCUCUUCAAUCCGGAGAGUCAGGCGGUGCCCUUGUCCAAUAUAAACAGUGUGAUGGGAGAGGUGAAUUCUGGGAAGACGCCUCGUCGUUUGCACUUCCAGGACGAGUUACCCGCUGGGACCACGGAAAGCCCCACAGAGACAGAUGGCAUGAAGGACAGCCCUCCGAAUAGCUACAGGAAGCAGCGAUCCAUCUCGAUGCCCACCGACUGUGCAGGUAAUGACCUGAACAUGGCUUGUGAACGAGCUCGAGUCACUAUAGAUGAGGCUCCAUCCAGUCCUGUCACUCAUAGACCCAGUCAGAAGAAGAGUGUGACUAUGCAGCACACGCCCUCUGAAGUGUUUCACUACACAGACUGCGGGGGGCACUCUGAUGCCAUCAGUCUCAGCAAGAGCAGCACAAUCCUCCAGGCUGCUAAGAGAGACCUGCUGGGAAUCAUCCAGCUGCAGGAUCCCAGUCUACUUGAGGGCAGAGUGACCCUCCAUCAAGUCAAAGCUGGUUCUGUGGUGGCUCGUCAAGGAGACCAGGAGGUGAGCAUCCAGUUUGUGAUUUCCGGCCUCCUCCACGUUUACCAGAGGAUGAUUGACCGAGAAGAAGAGACACGUCUGUUUUUGACGCACCCCGGAGAGCUUGUCGGUCAACUCGCUGUCCUUACCGGAGAGCCCCUCAUAUUCACUGUCCGUGCCCAGCGAGACUGCAGCUUCCUCUCCAUUUCCAAAACCCACUUCUAUGAGAUAAUGCGCGUGGAGCCAAAGGUUGUGCUGAAUGUGGCUCACACAGUGGUGAAGAGGAUGUCGACUUUCGUCCGACAGAUUGAUUUUGCUCUCGACUGGAUGGCUGUGGAAGCUGGCAGGGCGGUCUACAGGCAGGGAGAGAAGUCAGACAGUACUUUUAUUGUUCUGAGUGGCCGACUGCGCUCUGUCAUCAUGAAGGAGGAUGGCAAGAAGGAGCUGAUAGGAGAGUACGGACGUGGGGACCUGAUUGGAGUGGUGGAGGCUCUGACCCAUCAGAACAGAGCCACCACAGUGCACGCUGUACGAGACUCUGAGCUGGCCAAGUUACCAGAGGGGGCUCUCAGCUCCAUCAAAAGGAAGUUCCCACAGGUUGUUACCAGGUUGAUCCACCUACUGGGACAGAAGAUCCUCCAGCAGGUCAACGGUCCUCUGACAGCUCGCAGUUUGGCUCUCCACACCUCUGGCAGUAAGUGGGAUGCAGGGAACCAAGCGUCUAACCUCUCCACUGUGACAGUCCUGCCUGUAUCGGAAGAGGUACCUCUCACUACCUUCACCAUGGAGCUGCAGCAUGCACUCAUGGCAAUAGGUCCCACUCUUCUGCUGACCAGUGAUAUCAUUAAACAGCGACUUGGAGCUGCAGCACUAGACAGUGUCCAUGAAUACCGUCUGUCCAGCUGGCUGGGCCAACAGGAAGACAUCCAUCGCAUAGUUCUUUACCAGACCGACUACACACUGACCCCGUGGACUCAGCGGUGCAUCCGUCAGGCCGACUGCAUCAUAAUCGUAGGACUGGGCGAGCAGGAUCCUGCUGUUGGGGAGCUGGAGCGUAUGUUGGAAGGAAGUGCAGUGCGUGCCCAGAAACAGCUGGUGCUGCUGCACAGAGAAGAUGGCCCCCCACCCAAAGGAACUGUGGAUUGGCUCAACAUGCGCAGCUGGAUCUCCAGACACCUCCACCUCUCUUGUCCCAGAAGGGUCUUCUCAAAGAGGAGCCUGCCCAAACUGUUGGAGCUGUAUCAGCGUGUGUUUGAGAAGCCAGCAGACCGCCACUCAGACUUCUCCCGCUUGGCUCGUGUCCUCACGGGCAAUGCUAUUGCCAUUAUCCUGGGAGGAGGAGGGGCCAGGGGCUGCUCCCAGGUGGGGAUAAUGCGGGCUAUCUGUGAGGCUGGCAUCCCAGUGGACCUAAUUGGUGGCACCUCCAUUGGUUCCCUGAUGGGAGCACUAUAUGCUGAGGACCGUAGCUACAGCCGAAUGAGAGUGAGGGCCAGAGAAUGGGCAAUGGAAAUGACUUCAGUGUUUAAGAAGGUUCUGGAUUUGACGUACCCAGUCACCUCCAUGUUCUCCGGUGCUGCUUUCAACUCCAGCAUCAGCAACGUCUUUAAGAGCAAGCAGAUUGAAGACCUUUGGAUCCCAUAUUUCAAUAUCACGACUGAUAUCACUGCCUCGGCUAUGAGAGUACACACUGAUGGUUCUCUGUGGCGGUAUGUUCGUGCCAGCAUGUCUCUGUCUGGGUAUCUGCCUCCACUCUGUGACCCCAAAGAUGGACACCUGCUGAUGGACGGAGGCUACAUCAACAACUUGCCAGCUGAUGUGGCGCGCUCCAUGGGGGCCAAAGUGGUGAUAGCUAUUGACGUGGGCAGCCGGGAUGAAACCAACCUCACUAAUUACGGUGACUCGCUCUCCGGCUGGUGGCUGCUAUGGAAACGCCUCAACCCCCUAGCGGAGAAAGUAAAGGUGUUGAACAUGGCAGAGAUUCAGACUCGGCUGGCCUACGUGUGCUGCGUUAGGCAGCUGGAGUCUGUGAAGAACAGUGACUACUGCGAGUACAUCAGACCUCCGAUCGACAGAUACCGGACUCUGGAGUUUGGCAAGUUUGAUGAGAUUGCUGAAGUGGGAUACCAGCAUGGAAAGACUGUGUUUGACGUGUGGAGUCGCAGCGGAGUGGUGGAGAAAAUGCUGAAAGACAGACACCAGGAGGAGUUCCGCAACACCCAAGGCAAGAACAAUGUGGUUACGUGUCCCAACGCUUCCUUCACUGACCUGGCAGAAAUUGUGUCCCGCAUCGAGCCCGUUAAACCUGUACUGGUGGAUGAGGAGUCGGACUAUCACACUGAUUAUGAAGAGGAGGCACUGGAGAGCGCUCUGUCUGACAUGGAGCUUUACAAUCGCUAUGGAGAGCACACUGAAGGGGAGGAGACUGGUGACACGGAUGAAGAGCUGGAAGCGAGACGUACACGCCACAUUACCUCACCCACCGGCAGCCACCCUCAUUCCGCCACCGUCUCUGACAGUUCACCGGACUUGCCGUCAAAUGAGAAUUCCUUUUUCAAACAGUCCAUUAAGUGAUGACAGGUGUAAUGAACUCUGCCCCAAAACAGGUCAUCACUAUUUAACCCCACCUGUCUUUGCCACAUUUUACCCUCCCACUUGACUCAAAAACCUGUCCCCUGCCCCCCCGAGACUGUCUGCAUGACAAUGAUUACCAUUUUGCCCUCUGUGACCUGGCCUCCUUAGCUGUGUGGCUGACAUAACAAAUGGGCGGUGCCUUCAAAAAGAAACUAAACAGACAGCUUGUGUCACAUUUAAAUUCAGCUGCAAAUCCUUUGUGAUCCUAUUAUACAAGGGCAGCUGAGAGCCUAACCAUUUCUCAUAUUGAGAUAGUCAAGAUUACGCUACAUGAUUCACAUCCAUCCAGUGGAAGAUGGAAGGCAGGAGAAGUGAGGAGAUACUAUUUCCAUGAAAUAUUUAUUACAUUGCUGCAGGUAAAAAGUCUUGGUUGAUUACACAAUGACAGACUCAGAUUUGAGGAGUUUACACAAGAUUUGAGAUGGUUAUAGAGUCAGUUUAUCUAUGUUAUAUAAUUACUAUUUUCACACUUCUGUGUUAUCUUAGAAACUUAGUUUGAUAUAUGAGUUUUGACUUAUCCAUCUCUGAGAUUUGUGCUUCACACCACAUUAAAAAUAGCACAUGAAAAAAAGAUUGUGUCCAAAGAAGAUUAAAUGGAUAAAAAAGAAAAAACACAUUUAUUCACAAAAUGAUUUAAUAUUUUUUGUGCUUAUUAACACUUCUUCAGGCCAACUGAAAAACCUUCAAGAGGCCAAAAAGGCAAAAACAGUUUGGUUGACCUGCUCACAUCUGCUCUCAUCAGUAAUGCUGGAACCUCUGAUGUCAUGAGUUUAACUUAAGGGGCCAGAAGCCAAACAUGUUGAUUAACACUGCCCUGAAUCCAGUCCAGUGCUGUCUCUGAUGAGGAAUAUGCCGAAUGUAGUUUUCACGUUUUCAGCGUUCAUCUCACUUGUGUUUGGAGCAGCCGAAACCUCAGAAAUGGAUAUGUUGAAACUGGUUUAUAAACCGUAAAUUCAAAACUAUGCAUUGCUAGAUACCAGGAGAACCAAGUAGGACAAACACACUCAGUGCCCACUUAUCAGCUACACCUGUCCAAUACAACAGCUCUGCCAUAACAUACAUCCAUCUUUUAUAAGGCUCUGAAUGUUCAGCUUUUGGUAACAUUGCUAGAAAAUUGUAAAUUCAAAUGACAUUUUCACUAUUGAGGUCAAAGUUAAGGGUAGUUUUGUAAUGAACCGCAUUAUGUUGAGGGGUGUUUCUAAUGUUAGAUUCUCUCUGAAUAUACAUGAGGGCUGUGUGAUAAGACAAUAUACUGGAUAAUGUGUGGUCAUAGAAAAAUAUCUUUUUGUUUCAUAAUAUUUGCGUAUAUUUAAAUCACCCCUUACUGAAAUAUUGUAUUUAAUGUGACAUAAAACAGGAGUCAUGGUAAACUGAUUAUAGGCAUCAUAAAAUUGACUUGGCAGAACUAUUGUAUUUGAUGUAUUAGAUUGUACCUAAUAAAGAGGACACUGGGUGUGCUCAUGUUAAUUACACUCAGUGUAAUGUAGUGAACCUCACCAACACAAGACUAAUUUAAAACCAGAAAGAGAGCGAAAACAAGCAGCCCGACUGCGUGUCCAUUGCUGUCGGCACAGUUUUGUCGUAGCCAACGUGCCAGAGACAUGGAGGGAAGUAAUGAUCGCAAUCCACUUCAAAGCACCAGUUUCCCCCUAAGCCCGUGAGACAGCCCCCUCCCUCAAUCUGUUUUCUGGCUUGAAUCUAUCAGACGCAGACUGAGCAGCGGACAGUGUGGCUCUGUCAGCUGAACUCAGAAGCUCCACUCAUCUCAGUACAGUUGAUGCACAGGGGCCACUUGGAGGAGCAGGGCAGAUCUUCACAGGAACAUGUUGUUACACAAGUCAAGAUGUGCUUUUGUGGCCGGCCAUUAAGAUGACCAAAUUUUUGUCGCAUAUAUUGUAGUCAACAAAUGUAAUAUAUUUUCCUAUUCAAGCCAGGAAUGUAUACAACUUCUGCCCUAAAUGAUUUUUAACAAGGACAAUCACUCCAGACAUACAAUGCACGAUUAAAACCUAUUUAGCCAUGUUUAAUGUACAACACUAUAACAUUUGUAUAGGUAUCUUGAUCUGAAUUACAACUAGGGCUGUGACAAACGAUUCUUUUGUUAUCGAUUAGUGUGAUGAUUAUUGUUUGCAAUUAACAGAUUAAUCGUUUAGUCUAUAUAAUGUAUGAAAAUUAUAGUAACAUUUCCAAGGCAACAUCUUUAAAUUGUGCUUUUGGUCUAGCAUCCAAAGACAUUCCAUUUAGAAGGUGCAGCAUGUAAGAACUGAAUACCUGUCAAAUUUAUACUUAAAACAAAUAAGAGGCAGCAUAUCGCCACAAUAACUGCCAAAUGCUGCUAACUGUAACUACUGUUAGCUAGUUAGCUCAGUCCGCUGUGCAGCUCGCCGUCCAGACUGUGAACUCGGGGAGUGUCUGGAAAGACCGGAAGAGCAUGCUCAUUUCUCUGCAACAAAAUACACAGAUACCAUUAUGUCAUAACUGUUAUUUUUUUGAAGGUCUAGUGAUACAUUAUACACAUUUUUGAGUGUUUUCAACUAAAAUUUUUACAUAUUGCACCUUUUUAAUAUAAUUCCAGAAAAAAAGUGAAAAAUAGUAAAUAAUAAUAAAAAAGUAGUAUAAAGCCUUUUGUGGCUCCAGAGGAAGCAGAAUGUCAUCUGAUAAAUUGUCUCCAGUGAAAAUUGUGAAAAACACUCAACUGGUCUACACUGCACCCAAAUAACACUUGGACCAAUGGACAGUUAAAAAAUAAAUAAACAUCAUCGAUACAGCAGAACUAGAGAUAUUACCUGCCUUCUUCUUCUUUUUCAAAACCUAGUGACUACAUUACCCACGAUGCAACUUAGUCACUGAGUGACAUCACUGGAAGAAAUGGAUCAGAUUUCCUCUGAAACCACAAACGUGAACUACCUAAACUACUUUUUUACUCCCCAAGACUUGUAAACACACUUGGUGGAGUUGCCCUUUAAAUGAGUAAGCCCUAAUAGCAGCCUUACCAGAGAAACCAAACAAAACUGCAUGACAGACAUGUUUAGAACCGUAACCAAGAUAUAUGCAGAUAUAACGCUGUAACAUAUCAUCUAACAUUAAAUACCAAUAUGCCUUUAAGCAACUGGUAACAGCCGUCCAAUUAAUCAUUCACACUCUCAUCGAUGCUUCCAACUUUUUCUGUCACCCUGUGAGCCUCCCUGUAUGAAGCUGCGAUCUUAGCUAAUACUGGUGCUCUACUGCCUGCAGCCUUACAUGUGUAGAGAGCAGAAGAAACCCUGUGAUAAACACUAUGUGGAUCCCAUAUGGUGCUGGUUAAAUGGAGUCUGGACUCAAAAAUGUGUGAGCAUGGCGGAGAUGGCAACAGCAUUUGCUGUUAACCAAUGCUCUAACGGUGUUUGCACUUCUUUUAUUUUAUUACUUUGUAUUUUUGGGUGGUUUCCAGAAACUGAGCACAAUGAAUUGAUGUCGUCUGGCAGAAUGAAUGUUUCUACUUUAUUAACUGUGACAUGCUAAUGGAUGAAAUGCUUAUGUAAUAUGUGGAACUUUGCCAUAAACCUAAUGCAACAAGCCUUAGAUGACCCAUAUGAAAAAACAACCACUCGUGCCCUCAUUCGGCUCGCGCCAGAGUACGUAACAACUGAAGUUUACCAGUAAGCCUGUACUGUUACAUAACUUACUCGUCUAUAUUUGUCAUUUGAUGAAUAUUGUUUUUGAUAAUCAGUUAUUACUAAUAAACCACUACUGCUUGUGUA
Molecule: messenger RNA, 8011 nt
Organism: Acanthopagrus latus (yellowfin seabream)
Lineage: Eukaryota; Metazoa; Chordata; Actinopteri; Spariformes; Sparidae
Gene: pnpla7a
Product: patatin-like phospholipase domain containing 7a
Exons: 37
Coding region: 156-4211 (1351 amino acids)
Biological process (GO): lipid metabolic process
Cellular component (GO): endoplasmic reticulum
Molecular function (GO): phosphatidylcholine lysophospholipase A1 activity
Source: RefSeq, a predicted model, not a curated record